AUCGCAAACGUCACCUCUUGCAAUCACUUGCUUUUUGUUUUGUCUCGAUUUUUAUGGCAUUUUAAUUUAAAAUAUAGGAAGUAAAAAUGCGAAUUACAAACUUGAGACGCGGUAGAAUAUUUCGUACGGCCGCAAUAUGUGUAAUUCUAAUAGUUUUAAUUUACGCUUUGCAUAGUUAUACAAAUUUAAACGGCGAGGACCCAAUAAACACCGUACUUUCAAAUGAUCUGCCUGCCUAUUAUAAGUUUCACAGAGAUGUUUAUCCAACGUUAAAAACCGAGCUGGGUAAUUAUGAACCUAAGAACAAAGUGUCAGUGAAAGGUCCAGGAGAAGAUGGCCUCCCGUACCAUAUGCCACAAGAGCGCGCCAAUGACGUGGCUGACUCUGAGAGCAAAUAUGGCAUGAAUAUUGCUGCCUCAGACGAUAUUGCUAUGAACAGAUCUAUACCAGACACGCGGUUGGAAGAAUGCAGAUUUUGGCAUUACCCCCAAGACUUGCCCAGCACGUCGGUCAUCAUAGUAUUCCACAACGAAGGCUUCACGGUUCUCAUGCGGACGGUCCACAGCGUCAUCGAUCGCUCUCCCACACAUGUGCUGCAUGAAGUUGUAUUGGUAGAUGACUUUUCUGACAAAGACGACUUAAAAGAAAAUUUAGAUAAUUACAUAAAAAGAUGGCACGGCAAAGUGCGAGUAAUAAGAAACACUGAAAGAGAAGGUCUCAUACGUACCCGAUCUAGAGGCGCCAAAGAAGCCACAGGAGACGUUAUAGUGUUCCUAGAUGCCCAUUGCGAGGUCAAUGUCAAUUGGCUGCCUCCGUUACUUGCUCCCAUCUACAGAGACUACAGAAUCAUGACUGUCCCGGUUAUUGACGGCAUUGAUCAUCGAACAUUUGAAUACAGACCGGUCUAUCAACAUGGGACAAACUACAGAGGCAUAUUCGAAUGGGGAAUGUUGUAUAAAGAGAACGAAGUACCAGAACGGGAAGCGGAUUUGCACAAGCAUAAAUCCGAGCCCUACAAAAGUCCAACACACGCUGGUGGACUUUUCGCUAUAAAUAGGCGGUACUUCCUUGAAAUUGGCGCAUACGAUCCUGGUUUAUUAGUAUGGGGUGGUGAAAAUUUCGAACUUAGUUUUAAAAUUUGGCAAUGCGGCGGCAGUAUCGAAUGGGUGCCUUGUUCAAAAGUGGGACACGUGUAUCGAGCGUUUAUGCCGUAUUCCUUUGGUAAUUUGGCGAAGAAUCGUAAAGGAUCGCUUAUCACUAUAAACUAUAAAAGAGUUAUAGAGACUUGGUUCGAUGAAGAACACAAAGAAUACUUCUACACGAGGGAACCUAUGGCGAGAUUUUUAGACAUGGGAGACAUAACCGAUCAAGUGGCAUUGAAGAAGAAGCUGCAGUGUAAAGACUUCGGUUGGUACAUGGAAAAUGUCGCUUACGACGUGUACGACAAAUUCCCGAAGCUCCCGAAGAAUGUGCACUGGGGUAUGGUGAAGAAUAAAGCAUCUGGUUUGUGUCUAGACACUAUGGGCAAAGCCGCACCAGCUUACAUUAGCACGUCAUCAUGCCACGGCGCGGGCAACAACCAGCUGUUCCGGCUGAACGAAGCGGGCCAGCUCGGAGUGGGCGAGCGCUGCGUGGAAGCCGACGCGGACAGCGUGAAGCAAGCUAUCUGCAGGCUCGGCACUGUGGACGGGCCUUGGAGGUAUGACGACCUACACAACCAUUUAGUCCACCGUUUGCACAGCUACUGUCUCACUUUGCAACCCCAUACAAGGACCCUGGGUCUCGCACCGUGUGACCCUAACAACACCUACCAACAGUGGACUAUUACACACAAAAAACCUAAUUGGUGAAAGUGACUGUAGAUUUGUUAGGUUCAAAAAAAAUUCGGUCAAACCAACGCGCAAAUUGUGAUACAUUUCCAGAUAAGAUCCGCCAUUUUGUGCUCGGCUCAUUUCUACAAAAUGGCGGACGUCCAAAAUUAACAUGAAUUAUUGAAUUAUUUGAUUAAUGUAUUCUUUAACUAACCUACUCGUAGCUUUCAAUUUUCAAAAGUUGUUAACAAUAAUUAAAAUUAAUUAAAAUUUAUUUUAAACUUUAAAUCUCUAAAAAAGUUACGAGUACAUAAAAAAAAUAGGUUGGUUUGGCCUUUAAAAUAUAAUCACAAACUGCCUGUAUAACUUUAGAAUUAAAAUCUGCAAUAUUUUUAUAUAUUUAUAUAUCAAAUAUCAAAUAACCAUUAUAUUGCCCAUACGAAAAUUUAUGUGUAUACAUUAUUGUAUACAUUUGUCAAAAAACUGGAGUUAUUAUGUAUAUUAGUUAUACAUUUAUGUAAUACAUAAUUGUCCAGGUUCAAACCAAUCGGUGCAACCUGUUGUAAACAAUUGCUUACAUAUUAUUUUUUGUAGAAUAAAACAAUGUAUUUUUCAUAAUUCUAAAUAAAUAUAAACACGAAAACGACUUGCAAAUUAAUUGAACAAUAUAUAAUUAUUAUUUAUUUUAUUUAUAAAAACUAGACCAAGACGCAUUUAAUGGUUAAUCUUUUACCUACCAUUUUGAUGAUGAAUUAACUGAUUUAUAAACUAUAAAAAAUAUUUAUGUUUUAUUUAUUAUUAAUGUAUUUUUCACAAUUCUAAAUAAAUAUAAACACUUGCAAAUUAAUUUAAAAAUAUAUAAUUACUAUUUAUUUUGUUUAUAAAAUUAGACCAAGACGCAUUUUAUUGUUUAUCUUUUACCUUUUUGAUGAUGAAAUAACUAAUUUAUAACCAAUAAAAAAUAUUUAUGUAUAUACUUGAAUAUUAUUUAAUUAUUAUGUAUUGUUUAUUACAAUUAAACAAUCCUUUUUGAGAUUAAAUUGGAAACACAAAAGACAUUGCAUUUUUGUACUUAAUCUGUACAUACAUUUGUAAUUUGUUUUUAAUUAUAAAAUAUAUAUUGGAUUUAAAUUAAAUUAUAAUAACUGCUAAUUUAGUUGCAAUAUAACAAAUUCAAUUCGUUCACUCAAUCACCAGUUUUACUAAAAGCAAAAAAAGAAAAUUAAAUUAGAAUAUUUGCUCAUAUACUUCAUAUAUCUACUUUUGAACGUCUGGUUUGCUUUGUAUGUAGUGGUAAGAUGUACAGACUAGAGUUUGACUGUAGAAGGCGGUGCCAAAAGACAAAAUAUACUUUAAGAGCCUAUUUAGCCUUCAAACCGAUCAAUGGAAAUGACAUAGGUGCGAUGGUAUUUUUCGCUUUUUAGAGAAAUACAUCUUUGAAGUCGAUUAUAUAUUAUGUUGCUUAUUUUUUGGGGGUAGGACGAGGUAAACUCACACAUCGAUUAUAGUUAACACCAAUAAAUAUUAUUUGUGUUCUUACAUUACACACAAACGCACUUGCUUCAUCAUCUUACCACUACAUCGAAAGCCAAACGGAAUUCCCGGAAUAGAUUGACUGUACUAAAGUCUCGAUUUCCUAGUUUGUUAUAUCUACAUCUGAAUUAGCAACUCUAGUACUUAUUUAAGAAUAUAUUAGUGGUCGAAAUGAUAUUUGUUUACCUUCACGUUUUAUACCGUUUUUAAUAACCUAGCUUACUUAUACUGUGUCCCUAGUGGGACUUUUCAAUAUUUUCAUACUUUUACUACCGCGUUACCCCUACUCUACCAUACCCUGCCCUACCCCUACCCCUACCCUACCCCUAUCUAUCGAUUUUUAGCUUUCUACUUUGAAAAUUGCGGAAUGCUCCAUAUAAACUUCCACCCCCAUUAUAGGGAAAUGGGGGGUCAGAAAGUUACAUAAAGUAGCCUAUGUCUCUCUCCAUCCUUUUAACUAUCUCCACUUAAAAAAUCACGUCAAUUCGUCGCUCCGUUUUGCCGUGAAAGACGGACAAACAAACAGACACACACUUUCACAUUUAUAAUAUUAAGUAUGGAUUAUACUUAUACUUAAAUAGACAGGUUAUUAAAAACGGCCAUUAGAAUUGUAGCUGUAUAUUUUUAUUAAACAUUUAUUUGUUCUAUGAUAUUUGAAAAUGUACUUUGGAUAUUAAUAUUGCCUUGUAUAAUAUAACUAGAUUUUAAAAAAAACAUUUUAGGUAGGAUUACUAUAAGUUUACGUGGACUCGAUAAAUCCGAUAUUAUUUAUAACGAUUUAUGAAAAACUAAUAUUUCUAUAGGUAUGGCCUGACUAGAAAAAUAAAAUACAUACUUGGAUUGAGGGAACCACAAAAACCUACUUUUCAGUUGUCUGUGCAUAUUGUUAUUGUUUUGUUUUUUUUGUGUUGUUAUUGGAAGAAAUGAAGUUUAAAAGAGCUGCAGAUCAGAGCCGUAAAGCCAAUUUAGUGAUGACCGAAACAUGGUGAGGGUUUUUUUUCUGGUCAGGCUACAUUAUUAUACUCAGAGGUACAAUUAUCCACUUACUUUAACACACUCGUGUCAAAAUAAAGCGGGCGGAUAAUGGUGCCUCUGAGUAUAUUAAUUAGGCACUGCUUUAUUAAUUUUUAUGGAACUUGACUUUUUUGCAGAUUUAUAGGUAUAGUAAGUAAUGAUUAUUUUGUAUGUCUUUCACAAUUUGGUCACAAAACUCAGCUCUCUCACGUAUUAUCUUUACUUUCAAAUCUAGUUUGUCUCGACAUGAUCCAAUUCUUACUAAUAUUAUUACCAAAGGGGUAAUUCACGCAAAUCCUAAACGAGCAUAUCUAGUGCUAUCCUUUUCACAUCGUUCUCUAUUGAAAGAGUCAGCACUAAGUACUUUUAGAGCGGUUAAUUUUGUUUAGGUCUAUUAUUUAUGUACAACUUAUUUUAUUAGCUAUUCUACAAAAACAAAAAAGUCGACUAAAAUACGUACUGAUAAACCAUUUUCUUACAUGAUUAAAUUUAGUUUUAUUUUAAGUUCGUUUCUCAGAUUUUUUAAUAUUGUCUCGACACUAAAAAAAUAUUUUAUAAUUUUCAGACAGCAUUUAACAAUAGGUUUAGUAUAGGUACGUUAAAUCUUUUUUCCUUAUUUUAAUGAAAUAGAAGUUAAGUUAAAGUUAAUUUAUGUUAAUUAUUAUUAUUAUUAAAAUGCACCUUCACUUAGCACAUCAACUUGUAUUAUAUGUAUUUUGUUCUGCAAUUUACUUAAAUCUAUUAUAUAUUCCAGGGUUCACUUUUUUAUACCUUUUCUCAACUUUUAUAUUAUAUUAUUAAUAUAUGAGUAAAAAGUUAAUAAUACUUAAUCUAUAAUUAGGCCUGCAAUAUUUUUCAAUAGUAGUAUAUUUAGUUUAAUCUAAUGUAUUAUUAGAUACUUCUCAAACUCCUGUGUUCAUGUAUUAUUGGUGAUUUUGAAAAUUGUAAUUUAUCUAUAAUUUUUAUAUAUGUAUUUAGAUCCUAUGAUCGCUAAAUACGAUAUGAUUGAGUAAAUUGCAUUAAUAAUUGAGGUUAAAAUAUGUAUUUUGAAAUUAAUUACGGAGGCGCCAAUGCGUAAAUGUCUCGCUGUUCUACCCUCUUUAAUUAAUUAUUCGAACUCAGUAGCGAAAUCGUUUUUCUCUCUCUCUAUCUAACGCGAUACUAUAGAUAGAGAUAGACAAUUUCGAAACCUAAAAGACGAAUAUCGAAGACUAAAAUUUUUUUAACCACGAGUUCGCAAAAGGUCAAAAAUAUUGCAUCUGACUAUACUCGUAUAAUGUGUCUCUAAACUGGCGAUCAUUCGAUCAAAUCCAUUGAUAAAUCGUGUUCAGUUUGUUUAACAACAAACUGUUGUUUGUUAUAAAGUGGAAGUUUUGUAUAUAUAGGUAUGUAUCACAAUUCACGGUAUGUAAUUUUUUAUUACAAAAUAAAUAUUUAUUGUUUAA
Messenger RNA from Bicyclus anynana (squinting bush brown), 5803 nucleotides. RefSeq names its product N-acetylgalactosaminyltransferase 7 (gene Pgant7). The record is from RefSeq and is a predicted model, not a curated record. The transcript has 6 exons. The coding region runs from base 87 to 1850 and encodes 587 amino acids. Gene Ontology annotation, cellular component: Golgi apparatus. Lineage: Eukaryota; Metazoa; Arthropoda; Insecta; Lepidoptera; Nymphalidae.